Cylicostephanus goldi is the source of this 518-nucleotide messenger RNA. NCBI's taxonomy places the organism in Eukaryota, Metazoa, Nematoda, Chromadorea, Rhabditida, Strongylidae. The record is from the annotation of a GenBank genome assembly.
AUGUUCAUAACGGCAGAGACGGAUUUUGGGCUGAAAAUGCUUCGUCAGGUGCCUUUCAACGAAUCUGUAGUUUUUUCUCCACUUUCUGUGAUAUUUGCCCUUUCCAUGGUUCGCACCGGGGCCCAUGGAAAAACCAAGAGUCAGAUUAGUGAUCUGCUAGCUAAAGGAAAGACUGAUGACGAUGCCAUAACGGAGCAUUAUUCAAAUCUCUCAUCACAAAUAAUGAAUGCAAAAAAUGGAGCGCAAAGCAGGAUUGCAAACGGGUUCUUCUUGAACAAGGAUUUCAAAAUUGAAAAGGACUAUGCGCAGGAAAUCGAAGAGAAAUUUUUAGCAAAAGUGGAAAGUUACGAUUUCAAGAAAGCAGAUGAAACAGCUAAGGUUUGGUUUUACUUUAGUCGCUUGAUACCUUUACACAGGAUAAUCGACGAUUUUGUAAGCAACGUCACAGAGGGGAAGAUUCAUGACAUUGUGAAUGCAGAUUCCGUCAGAGGUGAACUUAUAGAUUUAAUGUUCUAAAA